Molecule: messenger RNA, 1777 nt
Organism: Rhipicephalus sanguineus (brown dog tick)
Lineage: Eukaryota; Metazoa; Arthropoda; Arachnida; Ixodida; Ixodidae
Product: cell division cycle 7-related protein kinase
Exons: 11
Coding region: 224-1684 (486 amino acids)
Biological process (GO): mitotic DNA damage checkpoint signaling; protein phosphorylation
Cellular component (GO): nucleus
Molecular function (GO): protein serine/threonine kinase activity; ATP binding
Source: RefSeq, a predicted model, not a curated record
GUAGCCGUAGCGGGCGGCCGUAGUUGGCGGGUUGGUGGAGGUUGGCGGGGCUGGCGGGUUUUGGCGGCAGCCGGUGGACGCCUGGGUGAAAGGGGGUUGUCGUGUUUGGCGGGACUUUUAUUGCCCUGGAAUGUAAAAGUUCUUAUACCAAACUUGGCGAGUUACGAGUAGCCAUAACGACUGGCAGCCAAGAAAAACCGAAGGCAAGGUUGAAGAAAAAAGCAUGGCUGUGCAAGUUCUCAAACCUUUUGAGAAGGUUGCCGCGGAGCAGGAGUACCGUAGACAAGUCGGUCUGGUAAAGACACUGCAGUCGACGAAAGCUUCAAGCGCCAUGCUUAGCGCUAACGCCACAAAUUGCAGCGAUGACAGUGUUUGCUUGUACUCCUACAUUCCACAAGUUCAGAAACAUUUCAUUUUGGAUGGCAAGAUUGGUGAAGGUACUUUCAGUCAUGUCUACAAAGCGAGGCUGAAGGCAAGUGCUGUGCAUAUGGAAUUCGCCAUCAAGUUCUUAAUUCCCACAAGUCACCCUUCACGAAUUGCAAAUGAACUGCAGUGCCUCAGAGAAAUUGGAGGCAGCAGCAAUGUCAUGGAUGUGAAAAUGUGCUUUUUGCACAAGGGCCAUGUGGCCAUUGUGAUGCCAUACUUUCCUCAUGAGAAGUUUCCAGACUUUGUGUAUAAACUGACCGUCACUGAAGUGCAAGAGUACAUGAUGCAACUCUUUAUUGCACUAAGAAGAGUCCAUUCAUUCAACAUCAUUCACAGGGACAUCAAACCAAGCAACUUUCUCUAUAGUCGCAAAUGUAAAAGAUUUUCUUUAGUUGACUUUGGCCUUGCCCAGAGGCUUGGUUGUGUGUCUGGAGACUCGGAGCCAAAAGCAUCCGGACCGUUGCUAAAGGAUUUGGGGCCAUCACAAAACCCUCCAUCAAGAAAGAGAACCAGAACACUUGACCAAGAAAACCAGAAAGCUCAAGUGAAGCGCCAGUGCCUGCCAGCACACAUGGGGCCCCCACUUCACACAAUCAAUGUGCACAAUGUCUCAAAAGCAGCUACUGCAGCUGGUAAAUUGCAGCAGACAACUGCAGCUUCAGCUAAGCCUACAUCAAAAGGGGUGCUGAACCAAGCACGCCGUGGAAGAAGAAAACUGUGCUGCUGCUUUGGAAGGAAUGAAGUUUGCAACAUCUGUCUUAGCAGGCCAGCUGAAAUUGCCCCUCGUGCUGGAACUCCUGGUUUUCGCGCUCCAGAGGUCCUUCUGAAGUACAGAAACCAAACUACAGCUGUAGAUAUGUGGUCAGCAGGUGUCAUAUUCCUGUCCUUGCUGAGUGGCCGCUACCCAUUUUUCCGUGCCCAAGAUGACCUCACUGCAUUGGCAGAAAUUAUCACAGUCAUUGGAAGCAUUCCUGUGCAGUUAGCAGCUGAAAAAAUGGGAAAACUGCUUACCGUCAGCCAUGAAAAGCCAGUGCUAGAUCUAAAAUCCUUAUGUGAAAGGUUACGAGGCACCCGUGUCAAGAUUGGGCAGACAGCAGAUGGUGUUGAAAAGGCACACUUCAGGUACCAUGAAUCAUGGCUUCAUGUGCCAGACUCUGCCUACGACCUGCUGUACAAGCUGCUUGACCCCGACCCUACAACUCGAAUCACAGCUGAGGAUGCCCUAAAGCAUGACUUUAUAAAGGAACUACUGUGCUAGUGCAAAAUGUGCAGUGGCAAGAAUGAUCUCAUAACUCUGUUUGCAGUUUAUCUGCAUAAUUGAUGGGAAAAUAAAAAAGAAUGUCAGGGUUAA